Durotheca rogersii is the source of this 1584-nucleotide messenger RNA. RefSeq lists its product as uncharacterized. Lineage: Eukaryota; Fungi; Ascomycota; Sordariomycetes; Xylariales; Xylariaceae. Bases 1 to 1584 code for a protein of 527 amino acids. The record is from RefSeq and is a predicted model, not a curated record. The transcript has 7 exons.
AUGACUUUGAGGGACUCGGCCGCCAUGCAAGUCUCUAUAGCAAACUGCGACACCCUUUCGGCCUCAAACGUACCCGAUCCUGGGCCUGGUCAUCUUGGGCUGGUACCGAGAUGCGGCGCUUGCAUGGACACCAUCUUUCGACACGAGAGAGUCGUAGCAUUGUUGAGUAACGAAGGCUCGACUUCAAAUGGCAAGAGGACGCGGCCGUUUCCCUUUCCGCAGCUAGGCUAUCCCAAUACACUGGUUGACGGAUACCGACUUUGUCGACACCCUGCCUGUGGCAUAUGUGCCCGUUCGCCCGAGUGCGUCCCCAUUCACCAUGAUUAUUACGGGUGGUCCGUGAAGGGGGGGUCUAGCUUAUUACGGAUCAUGCACAUUUGCGGGCUUCCACGGCUGCAGUCUCUGCCACCAGAACUCGUGGAGCUCAUCCGGCAGCUAAGUCCACACGCCCUGUUUUGGCGUGCCAUCUCCACCAUCAGUCUAGCUAGCAACGUCACGAUCCCGCCACAGCCGUUGCUUGUAUUUCCCCUGAAAGACAUAGAAACCUGGAAACGUGGGGAGUCGGUCGUGCGCAUCACGGAGCAAACGGGGCGAUGCCGACCUAUGACGCGCCUUACCGUUGACUCGGAAGGGAUCCAGAAGAUUGAUCGGCUUCCAGCGACACCCAAGUAUCGUCGCGGGGAGACGGUAAGCCGUUAUGCCUACAUUGUGGAAAGAGCGGAAGCUCUCUCCAGUGUACAGGCACAUCUAAAGGACAAUCUUUUACGACUCAUGCUACCCUCGAGUCUACCGGCUCUACGAACUUGGGACACGCCCGCCCCUCCUAUACUAGACAAUUGCCGACUUUGCAGCAUACACGUGCAUGAUUCGGACGAAUCAUGCGCCUUGCCAGCAUACCAUCGUCUAUCGAAUCGAUGUCAAAAAGGCGCGGUUUGGAUUUAUUGGCCGAUUGCGCGGCAAGACAGCGUUGUUGCCCUUAGUAUCCGAGGCGAAUUCGAUAUUCUGAUUCGGACUCGGCUCAUUGGCAAUGUUGUCGUCGGUUCGCGAUUCCGAGGCGCUGAGGCCGGCCUAUGGCUUGGUGGUACGGGCAAAUGCACCCUACUAUACGGUGAGCCUCGGGAAGGCGAGAAUAUUCCCUUGAUCGGAGGAUGCUGUUCCGCCCAUGCGCCCUUUACAGCCCGAAUACAAUCCAUUCCAAGACCGGAGAAGGACUGUCGCAUGCACUUCUCCGCGGCCCCUAUUGGCAUGGUCUCUUCUGCCCCCGUCUGGUACGAUGAACAGAACGGAUUUUGCCGAGGCAUCUUAUUUGAAUACGAGAACGGCGAACUGCGGGCUGUGGGACAAUGCCGCCUACAUGUCGAUCCAAGUAAGAAGUACGUACGACCAUCGAGACUUUGUUUCCGGACAAAUAUCCGAGUCGGACACAAGGUCCAGGGCACUCGCGUUGUAUUCGAAUCCGGCGAAUCCGCUCAUUCUCACUAUGACUACUCUGCUGAUGACGGAUGGCAAUGCAAGGCUCUUAGGGGCACUUUGAUGUUCUGGUUUUCUAAUCGGUGUUCAUUGCUAUGCGUAGAACAAACAUAG